Molecule: messenger RNA, 2713 nt
Organism: Amphibalanus amphitrite
Lineage: Eukaryota; Metazoa; Arthropoda; Thecostraca; Balanomorpha; Balanidae
Product: sex peptide receptor-like
Exons: 2
Coding region: 221-1459 (412 amino acids)
Biological process (GO): G protein-coupled receptor signaling pathway
Cellular component (GO): membrane
Molecular function (GO): G protein-coupled peptide receptor activity
Source: RefSeq, a predicted model, not a curated record
GGCACACCCCGUCGACGUCGCUCCGUGCAGGCUCGCCUCCCAAACACCGGUCGUGUUUAUUUUAUCUCUGCACGCUCGGCGGCGGGCGCGCACCGCGCUCGAGGAUCAUCCGGUGGUGUCUCGUCUCUGCUGUGGCGGUCAGUCUACCGAGAUAGUCGACCGCGACGACCUCACGUCGGCAGCGACUGUCCCGGCUCCGAGGAGACGGCUCACCGUAGCCAUGGAGGUAAACCAGUCCGUGUUGCGGGAGGCGUUCAAAGACUACACCUGCCGCGAUGGAGACGUGGUCUUCGAGCGCGGCAACGGCUCCCUUAUCUGCUGGGACAUGAACGCUUCGGCAGCUCUGCGUGUGCCUCCGCCGCGCGCGCUCAACGUCUCCGACUACACCCCUUUGGCGUACGCCCUGCCGCUGUACGGCUACGUGAUGCCCUUCCUGCUGGUGGUUACCAUCAUCGCCAACACGCUGAUCGUCGUCGUCAUGAACCGGAGACACAUGCGCACGCCCACCAACCUGGUGCUCAUGUCCAUGGCCAUCUCUGAUAUGCUGACGCUGCUCCUGCCGGCUCCCUGGCUGCUCUACCUGUACACGUUUGGAAACUACAACCGGCCGAUGGACUCGGUGUACGCCUGCUACGCCUACGUGACGCUGACGGAGACUCUGCCGUCACUGUUCCACACCAGCAGUAUCUGGCUGACUUUGGCUCUGGCCGUACAGCGCUACAUCUACGUCUGCCACGCGGCUGUCGCACGCACCUGGUGUACCGGACCGCGCGUGCUGAAGGCGGUCGUCUGGAUCUACGUGCUCUCGCUGCUGCAUCAGUCGACUCGCUUCUUUGACCGCUCGUUCGUCCUCGAGGAGAUCUGGUUCGAAGGCGAGGUGACUUACAGCUGUCGCACAGAAAUCCCCCGCUGGAUCACCCACGGCAUCUCGCAGGACUACUACUUCGGCUUCUACUUCGGCUUCCGGGUACUGUUUGUGCACAUGUUGCCGUGCAUCUCCUUGGUAGUGUUCAACAUCCUUCUGUUCCGCACCUUACAAGAGGCGCAGGCCAAGCGCGAAAUGCUCUUCCGUGACAGCACAAACAAGGGGAAGCGAGAGUGUAAGCGAGCGAUGGACUCAAACUGCACCACCAUGAUGCUGAUUGUGGUGGUGAGCGUGUUCCUGAUCGUGGAGAUCCCGCUCGCCGUGGUCACCUGUCUCCACAUCCUCGAGAACCUCAUCGAGAACGCCAAGAUCCUCGACUACGACGUCAGUAAGGCGCUGGUGGUCAUCAUCAACUUCAUCAUCAGCUUGUCGUACCCCAUCAACUUCGCCAUCUACUGCGGCAUGUCGCGCCAGUUCCGGGAGACGUUCCGCGACCUCUUCAUCGCCGGGAAGACGACGCAGUUCAGCUUGACGGGCAGCAGCCGCUUCUCUACCGUUAACGGGCCCCGCACACGCACAGAGACAGUGCUCUAGAGCGGCUCAGCGCGUCAGCUUAGGCAAUAGCGCGUGCAGCGACGAAGGAACAUCUGCUGCGGAGGCGGGCCGGAAGCGCGCCGGAAGGAGCUCGCCAUGGCCGCGAGUCCCGUGUCCGCCAUCGCCGUCAUCCGCCGACGUCCGCUUCCGGUAACAAAUCACCCCAGGGGGCAUUCGACGUCAUCAGCGACGAGUUCGCCGCCGUGUCCGCGCCGAGUUCGUCACUGAUGACGGGACGCCGCGGUACGCACCUUGUGCAUGCUGGACACACGACCGCGGCGGCGGCGCGGCGUGCGUUCAGAACAACACGUCACCUUAGCGACAACGGCUGUCGACGAGGGGCGCCAGAGAUGAGACUUUACGGAUGCGUGCGUUUUGUGCGCUGACCGAAGUGAAAACGCGUGUCGGUGAGACGGGCCAAGAGGGAACAGCGGUGCAGAGCCGGCAGAGUGUCGCAAACAGUUAGCGUCCUUUGAAGCUUACCGAGCGCGCGGGUGAGCGUUGUUUGUCGAGGGCGAGAGAGCAACUGUUGCUAACGACGCUAGAAGGGAUUGCAAAGAACUCGAUAGCAUUUCCAACGCGGCUGUUAAAUGUCAUAGAUAUAGCAUGCUUCGUGAAGGUUAUGAUCUAUUUAGGGUUAUUUAUUCUGCUAAUAGUUAUGAAUCACCCUGCCACUUAAUUUAACAUGUCAGGUCUUUUGAUCUUGCUUAACUACGUCACUAUAUCUUGGUACUUAAAAUUAACCUAUCUCCAGUUCCCAGCAAAUCCAUUUACCUUCCUAUCCUCUUGAAACUUUCAGUCAUCACCACCACAUCAUCUCAGCUCCCAGCUGUGACGGCGGUGAGCGGCUCUCAGCAGUCCACGUCGGCGUCUCGUUGGCCACAUGCCGUCCCUCCAUUGACGCCCCUCAGCUACACCGUCCUCUGGCAUUGUGUCGCACCUCCACCGUCUGGUGAGUCUGGCCGGCGGCCCAGAGGGUCCGUCAGUCACCAAAGGAGACGGUCCAUCACCGGAUCGACCCCAUCGCUCCUCCUCGUCACUCACUCUGCCAAUUCACCCUGUCCUCCUCCGACUCUCUGUCUCCGGACUUGUUUUUUAUCUUACAAGUGGGAUUUUUUUGCUGUCAUGUCGACCCUUGUUCGAUCAUCAUUUGCAACUCUCUCUUACCGUUUUAUCAUUUAUGCAUUUCUGCUCGGAUGUAAUCUCCCUUUCUUUCCUUUUUCUCUCCAUCCUCGUCUCUCUGUCUCUCAUUUU